Messenger RNA from Peronospora matthiolae, 531 nucleotides. Lineage: Eukaryota; Oomycota; Peronosporomycetes; Peronosporales; Peronosporaceae. The record is from the annotation of a GenBank genome assembly.
AUGAAAUGCACCACCUUUCUCGUCGCUGCCAUCGCGUUGCUCGGUGUCGUCACUUCAGCCGACCAACCUGUCGUGAAAACGUCCGCGGAGGCGCUAGAGAAGGUCCAGGCAUCCGCUUUACCAGCUGGCGUCACACUGACCGGAACAACGGAGAAGAUCGACCCACCUGCUUCAGCUGCUGCGGUUGCCACCAAGGAAGCCGACGUCCGUGAGAGCAAGCAUGUUGGCAAGAACAACAUGGAUGAGAAAGAAGACGAUGACGACAAGAAGGAGUUCUUUGGUGGAGGCCUCGGUGGUUGGGGGCGGCCUCGGUGGUUGGGGCAAUUGGGGCGGCUGGGGCGGCUACGGAUCCUACCGCUUCGGCUUUAUGUACGGCGGGAUCGGCGGCUGGGCGUACCCGUUGGGCUACUGGAACACAUUUGGAACUUGCUCGUCACGCUGGAUGCUAAUCGUGCAGUCAAGUCGGAUCCGAGUACUUCGUGUCGCUACUUGUUGCAGCUGUUUCGUAGUCAGCGAUCGAGCGAAAAAUGA